Messenger RNA from Penicillium olsonii, 462 nucleotides. Lineage: Eukaryota; Fungi; Ascomycota; Eurotiomycetes; Eurotiales; Aspergillaceae. The record is from the annotation of a GenBank genome assembly.
AUGCUCUUUGGUACCACCCCAUUCAAGGGCAAGAACCGUAACGCGACGUUCGCGAGCAUCCUGCGCGACGAGGUCAACUUCCCGGAACACUCCCAUGCGACGCCGACAUCAAAUCUGUGCAAGUCCUUGAUCCGCAAAUUGUUGAUCAAGGACGAGACCAAGCGCCUGGGCGCUCGAGCUGGAGCCUCCGACGUCAAGACCCACCCAUUCUUCCGCACUACCCAGUGGGCACUCAUUCGUCACAUGAAGCCGCCCAUGAUUCCCCACCAGGGCCGUGCCGGUACCGACACGGUCAACUUCCGCAACGUGAAGGAGAGUGGUAGUGUUGACAUUGGCGGCACCGAUUCUACCAAAAUGAAGGGUGUUCCGAUGGACUCUGGACUUGCAACGCCUAAUGGCGAACUCAACGAUCCCUUCGAAGAGUUCAAUAGUGUGACCCUUCACCACGAAGGUGACCAGUAA